AUUUUAGAUCGGAGAUCUAUUGGUACCGCUGCUGUCGUUUUUGAUGCUCCGGAUUUGGGAACCUAGAUGUACAUUUUGUCUUUAUGGGUGAUCUAUGGGGUUUGAUUGCGACCUACAGGCUGGGAAUUUUCGGUGCUUCCUCCUCAGUGGAAAGGUUGGGUGAGGACCAGAGAUUUCUUGCUCGGUACUCUGAGUUGUUUUCUUCUGCUUGUGCUGAGGAGCUGGUUCUACUUUUUUUUUUUAGUUUCUAUUGAUCAUCCUCAAGCUUAGGUCUACUCUGUUUCUAUCUACUGGCCUCUCCUUCUCUGGUCAAAGUAUUUAAUCUCCUUUUUUAACUCCUUGGUUGGCUCCUUGUGUGUUUAAUCGUUGACAUAAGCCUAUGGUUUCUCUAUUAAAAGUUGGGGUCCAUUUCAUAAUACUUAUCAAUGCUUGCAACUCCGUAGCUCGGGGAUGCAGUGAUAACGAGUUGCGUUAAGAGUCUUCAGCAAAAUGGUGAGAGACGUUCAGACACUUGGCAAGGGUUCGAAGGAAGAGGAGACCAUGAUAAUAUUAUUUGGUGAAGAGAUUGAGAGUUUGUCCCCCUUUAGGCUUGAUGGAUCAAAGGAAGAAUGCCAGAUAUUUGCUGAUAUUUUUUAUGGACGAAGUCUUCCGGAUGAAAGUAAUAGUUGUGCUGUUUCAAGGGCUUCAGAUACUCAUAAAGAUGGUGCUCCUGGCUGCUGCAGAAAGGUGCACGUUAAUUUUAACCUGGAAAAUUCAAACAUUUCAAGCAACUCUUUCAUGAAAGGUUCAUCAAGUGAAGCACUAGAGCUUGCAAAAAUAUUUGAGUAUAAAGAUAAAAUUAGAUCAGGGUUUAUGCUCAGAAGCUCUGGAUUGAAUUCAAGGAAGAACAGUUCGCUGCCCGUUGGUGUUUUGGAUGAAGAGAUUAUAAAACAUUGCUUUAGUUAUUCCCAAAAGAAUCAUGAGCUGGAAAAGCCAGAUUUUCAUGGUUAUCAGCCAUUCUCAUUCCGCAUCGUUGAAUCUUUUGCCCAUGGCAUCUUAUCCAGCUAUUGUUCUGUUAAUCAGCUGAGCAGUGUGGAUUUUGCUUCUAAUAAUGUCAAUUGUGCAAGUUUGAAUUACAAAACUUCAGUCCAACAAUUGGGAGACAACAAGGUUAUUUUGGAAGCUAAUUUUGUGACUUCCCCAGUUUCUCAAGAGAGCAUUGCUUCUGGUCUUGUUAAGGGUAGAUCCACUAUUGAAGUUAAUGACAAAAGUGGAUUUGCCACAAGCAUGGACCAAAUUGCACUUGAAACCUUAAGGAGACACCAAUCUGGUGGGUUUUCCAAGAAAGUAACAAAUAGGGAAAUGCCAGAUCGACUUGAGUCAUAUGCACAUAGCCUUCUUACUGAUGCAGGGUGGAUAAUUGAAUCACGUGUACGCAGGGAGAGAAUUAAACCGGCAUUCUUUUUCAGAAAACCUGAUGAAGGGCUUGCUCGUUCUUCUCUUUCUAGUGCUUGGAAAACAUGUGGUGAGAGGCUUCUCUACACUGCUUCAGAAUCAGAGAAGGAUGAUCAUGGAAGAGAAUGGUCUGAUGUUAAUGAAUUUUGGAGUGAUUUGAAGGAUGUACUUGCAUACAUUGAUAUGAAAACUCGGCAGCAGGUAAGCAAACUUUCCCUUAUAAGACGAUGGCAGCUUCUUGAUCCUUUCUUAGCAGUUGUGUUCAUUAAUAGAAAAAUAAGUAUUUUGCGAAUGGGGAAAUUACUGCGAGCUGUCAAAAGUGCAACUUACAUUCCUGACUGCAGCGAAGAUAUUUGUGAUGUAAAUAUGAAUGAAAACCGGAAAAGGAAAUCAAAAAGUUUAUCUAGCAAGUGCAAGUUAACUGAAAACUAUUCACUUGAUCUAAAUCCUACAGACUCUCCAAUCAAUUUUGGGUGUGAUAGUCCUGUUAGUUCUGAUUUAGAAAGCGAGGAUCUUUGUUGCUGCGCCAAUAAAAUGCUUGCUGGGAAUGAAUUACAGCAACAACCGACUAACAGUCCACAUAAAUCAUCCGUUUAUCAACAAGAAAGUCGAUCAUGUGAUGAUACUGAUGGAUUCUCCUUGAGAGAGAAGUUUGUUCAUGGGUUUUCCCUAUGUAGUUCUACUGAAAUACCUUUAAAUUUAGAAAGAGCAGAUGCUUUCUCAUCAAAAGAAACAUCUUCUGAAAAGAUUCAUAAUGGUUUGCUUAAAAAGGCACACAAGAAGUCUAAGAAGAUAUCUGAGAUUAAAGAAGCUGAAUUUCCUGGAAGGAAGAGCAAACCAAGAUCAAAAACAAAACACAGAGAGCCCAGUGCUCACAGCUCAGAUGAAAGUAACAGUGAUCUUCCAGAUCUUCCAUGCUAUGAAGCUUCUGGCGUGUUGAUUUCUGAAUGCUUGGAGCCAUCUCAGUGUCUGAAAAGGCAAACUGGUAAUGUGCUAAGCACCUCUGAAGAUGAAAGCUCACAUACAUCUAAAAUUCAAGAAGCUAAUUCCACUCUAAAUAUAGAUAAUAAGAAGGCUCUGAUAUUUGAAAAUAAAGCAGCUAGAAAAUUUAGCGAGGACAGGAAUGAAAUUCCACUCAUGCCUGUAGAGGAAAAAACUGCAAUUACUCUUUCUGGCUUAAAUGAAAGUCAAGAUGGUAUUAGACUUCACAAGCUAAUGAAAAUUGAACAUAAUACUAAUGUGACGAGUUCUGAUGACCAUUCUGCAGUGAUAUCGUCAUAUAAAUGGCAAUCUAAUUUCAAUGAGAUCCAGCACAAGUGCUCUAAUUCGAAGGAAUCUUUUGUCACAUCAUGCAAUGGAAACAUUUCUAAAACAUCCUUUGUUAAGGACAGCAGAGAGGAAGUUUACUCCACCACUGAUGGUCUUUGUCCAGGCUCUGAAGAGAGCCAUAAAGCUAACAAGGCUUGUAAGUCAGAUGAUCGAAAGGGAAGUGGGCUAAAGAGAUUACGUGGAUUCCAUGUCAAUGACGAUGAUCUCUUGAUUGCAGCUAUAAUAAAGAAGAAAGAUUUUAGUGUCUAUUGUAAGAAGUUUCCUUCAAAACCUGAAUUUCCUCAACCAGAAGCGUUGAGAAGGAUGAAAACUCAAAAGCGGGGUUGCAGUUUACUACCUAGGGCUGUUGGGAGUGGUGGGAAGCUUUCCACGGAUGGGAAACAAUUUGUUAUGGGAACGAGAACAGUAUUAGGCUGGUUGAUUGACAUGGGUGUUGUGUCUCUAAAAGAUGUUGUGCAAUUUCGCAAUCCAAAGAAUCAUGUGGUGAUCAAGGAUGGCUGGGUUACAAGGGAUGGAAUUCUUUGUAAAUGCUGCACCAAAAUUUUUUCUGUUUCAGGUUUUAAGGUUCACGCAGGUUUGAGUGAAGAAAUACCUCCUUUUAAUCUUUACCUGAAAUCUGGUAAGUCAUACACACUCUGUCAGCUUCAGGCAUGGUCUGCUGAAUACAAAUUGAGGAAAGGGCGUUUGAAAGUUGUGAAUAUUGUGGAGGUUGAUCAAAAUGAUGAUACUUGUGGUAUUUGUGCUGAUGGAGGUGAACUGAUAUGUUGUGAUAAUUGCCCAUCUACCUACCAUCAAUCUUGCUUGUCUGCACAGGUGUCAACAACCCUCUCUCCUGCACUAAAUGUAGAUUCAGAAGCUACUGUGCUAAUUGGAAUAUUGAGGAUAUCAACAUCCAUUUUUGAUAAGAUUCGGUGUUUCAUCUAAUUGCUUUUCCACCGUGCUAUAACAUUGAAGGGGU
Molecule: messenger RNA, 3721 nt
Organism: Dendrobium catenatum
Lineage: Eukaryota; Viridiplantae; Streptophyta; Magnoliopsida; Asparagales; Orchidaceae
Product: increased DNA methylation 1
Exons: 3
Coding region: 490-3687 (1065 amino acids)
Source: RefSeq, a predicted model, not a curated record